Molecule: messenger RNA, 3772 nt
Organism: Rana temporaria (common frog)
Lineage: Eukaryota; Metazoa; Chordata; Amphibia; Anura; Ranidae
Gene: SVOP
Product: SV2 related protein
Exons: 16
Coding region: 180-1826 (548 amino acids)
Biological process (GO): transmembrane transport
Cellular component (GO): membrane
Molecular function (GO): transmembrane transporter activity
Source: RefSeq, a predicted model, not a curated record
AGAAGGAGGGCCUGUUAGGCUAGCACUUCUGGCAGAAGGAACCAUUCCCGAAGUGUGACACAUCUUGUCGGCUCUUCCUUAGUGCUCGGAGCUGUCCAGCAAGGCAGACCUCCUGAAUAGAGCACAAUGUGACAGGCCAUGACAUCCGUCCGGGCAUCUCUAAUACACACACACCAGACAUGGAGGAUGAUCUAUUCCAGUUAAGACAUCUUCCUGUUGUCAAAUUCCGUCGGACUGGGGAAAGUGCCAGAUCAGAAGAGGAUAAUCUAUCAGGGGAACAUGAGAUACAGAUUGGACCUGUCCACACAGAUUUGGAAGCAGUGGAGCUUGAAGAUGGAACAAUUGUGCCAAAGGAGUUUGCAAACCCAACUGAUGAUACCUUUAUGGUGGAAGACGCUGUGGAAGCUAUUGGCUUUGGAAAAUUCCAAUGGAAGCUCUCAAUCCUUACUGGUCUGGCCUGGAUGGCAGAUGCCAUGGAAAUGAUGAUACUUAGCAUCCUGGCUCCACAGCUCCACUGUGAAUGGAGAUUACCCAGCUGGCAGGUGGCUUUGCUCACAUCGGUUGUCUUUAUAGGAAUGAUGUCAAGCUCUUCCCUCUGGGGAAAUGUCUCUGACCAGUAUGGCAGAAAGACAGGUCUAAAGAUUAGCGUAUUCUGGACUUUGUAUUACGGGAUCCUCAGUGCAUUUGCACCAGUCUAUAGUUGGAUUCUCGUGCUUAGAGGAUUGGUUGGUUUUGGGAUUGGAGGAGUCCCUCAAUCAGUGACCCUGUAUGCAGAGUUCCUUCCAAUGAAAGCUCGUGCAAAGUGUAUCCUGUUAAUUGAGAUUUUCUGGGCUAUUGGCACAGUGUUUGAGGUUCUACUAGCUAUUUUCGUGAUGCCCACAUUGGGAUGGCGCUGGCUUCUUAUACUGUCUACCCUCCCCCUCAUGAUUUUUUCCAUUAUGUGCUUUUGGUUGCCUGAGAGUGCAAGGUAUGAUGUUCUGUCUGGGAAUCAAGAGAAAGCUCUUGCUACUUUGAAGCGUAUUGCAACUGAGAAUGGUGCUCCAAUGCCUCUAGGGAAACUAAUCUUAUCUAGACAGGAAGAUCGUGGUAAAAUACGAGAUCUUUUUACACCUCAGUUUCGAUGUACAACACUGUUGCUUUGGUUUAUAUGGUUUUCCAAUGCCUUUUCAUACUACGGACUGGUUCUUUUAACUACAGAACUCUUUCAAGCUGGAGAUGCAUGCAGUAUUGCCAGCCGCAGGAAGACAGCAAAGCCAAAGUGCAGCCUGUCCUGUGAAUAUUUAACUGUGGAAGAUUAUACUGAUUUAUUAUGGACCACGCUAUCAGAAUUCCCUGGUGUGUUGGUGACUUUAUGGAUCAUUGACCGACUGGGGCGGAAGAAGACAAUGGCCAUCUGCUUUUUUGUUUUCUCUUUUUGUGCACUUCUUCUGUUUCUUUGUGUUGGAAGGAAUGUGCUCACAGUUUUACUCUUCAUAGCAAGAGCCUUUAUUUCAGGUGGAUUCCAAGCUGCCUAUGUUUACACUCCAGAGGUCUAUCCAACAGCUACACGAGCACUAGGUCUAGGAACUUGCAGUGGGAUGGCUCGUGUAGGGGCAUUAAUCACACCUUUUAUUGCACAGGUGAUGCUCGAGUCAUCUAUAUAUCUCACAGUGUUGGUGUACAGUGGUUGUUGUCUUUUAGCAGCACUGGCUUCUUGCUUCCUUCCCAUUGAAACCAAAGGCCGUGGGCUACAGGAGUCCAGCCACAGAGAAUGGGGUCAAGAGAUGGUGGGAAGAGGAGUGCACAACGAUGGAGUCACUUCUUCAAACUCUGGCUCACAAGAGUGACCCCCUCACCUCACCCACUAUUACUGACACUCACACAUGGAUAGCCUUUCAGUCUCACAUCUAUCAUUAGGACAUGGGCAGUAAUGGCCAAAGUAUUGCUAAACAAAAUUAGCACCGUUGUAAUGGGAUAAUGGUGUGCAAAGGUCCUUAAAAAAAAAAGAUUGAGACAUUAGCUAUUCUUAUGCUAUAGGGAGAGAAUUUGACACUGUUAAAUAACAUCAAUUGAGUAAAUUCAACAGUUAAAAACUUAUGUAAUACUGACAAGAAAAAAAAGAUACAGUAUCCAUACUUGAAAUGAAAUCUGACCCUGACACUAGAUAUGUUUGGAUGCUGUUGAUGUGUUUGAGAUCUUGAGUAAACCAGAGAAAGCCAUGGAUUAAGGUAUUCUAGAUAAUUCACCUCACAUGCUGUAGUUCCUUAUGAAUCAUUUUCUAGAUCGAGAGAUUGGAGAACUGCAGCUAACUAAUAAUAGUGAUGUUAAUAUUUGUUUAGACCUUGGUUUAAGCCUUCAGUUCUGCAAACUGUAUGGUCUAUUCAACUAGUUUGUUUACUAUUGUUCUUUAACUCCUUUUUGGCAUACAGUAGUAUGUGAUCAUGAGUUGUAAAUGAUGAGUGGUUUCAAACAUGAAGCAAGAAGAGGUGAGCAAUACUAGGUCAUCUUUCCCCAUCUGGCUCAGAGCAAUGUCUGGUGUUAAGAGUUUAAAAGAUGGUAAUUUAAGAAUUUAAAAUUUCUAAGGAAUAUAUAAAACUGAAAUAAUAUUUGUUGCAUAUUUGGGGUUGAGCAACUUACUUUAGUCUGCUUUGAACUUCAAAAUCAAUCUGUGACAAAAUAGCACUUGUGUAUGCAACAAUUCACUAAUUAGAUACAACUUAGAUUUUUUCUGGGUCCUUGUCUAUAUUAAUGUACAUUACACUGUAAGAAGAAAUUCAGCUGCUGUCUGGAAAAGCAUUGGGGACUUAAAAUGUAUGUAAACCCUAACUAUGAACAUCUUUACUUGGUCCAUUUUGGACCAUUAUACCUAUUUUAUCUUCACAAGUUCGAAAAAUACCUAUCGAUCUUGCCAGAAAUCUUGUGAGCUGAUAGCUUCCUAUGCUCUCUUUCUGUGCUGACAUUGUUCUCAGCUAUUUCUCAAAACUACAGAACCACACUUCUUGAUGCUAUCAAGAAUAGGUUGGGGUUCUGUAGUCCUAUCUAGUUUCUGUUGUCCUGACGGUUGUGUGAGCUUUGUCAUCUUAAGAAUGAAAGUGUGUUACUGGCUCAAUCACCAGGUGAAAAUAAAGGUAAAACAUAAAUAAGCACCACCACAUCUGCAGAAUGCAAGAUUGUGCAUUUAGCUGGUGCAGACAUUUUGUGUUUGGGUUCAAUUAUACUUUGAACAAAGGGCAUCAAAACAACUGGUAGUCCACUUAUGAAUAUCAGUCAGUGACAUCAUGAAUUUAAAAAUCUGUGAUCAUCUCUAACAAAACAACUUUCUUCAAAAUUGUAUAAUGCUGAAAUUGGCAAUUUGUUGGUUCUCAAGCCUCUGUAGUACUCAGAUGCUCAGGUUAAAAGAAGAAUUGGAAUGCAUAGACAGAACUGUUUAUUUUCAUUGGAAAAGACAGGGUUAACGGGACUGGUUUUAUGAGAGUAACAGAAAGUGAACCAUAUCAUUUCAAGUUCAGCUUCACACUAGGUUAUCAGGAUGCUGAGUCCUGGGUGUGAAUUAUUGCUCGUCUCUGCUUGGCACUGUAUGUAUGACGUCCAGCAGACGCAACAGCGCAGAAGAAUAGUGAAUGUUUGUGUGUCCGAAUGUACAGACUUUUAAUGAAUGCAUUUCAAUGUUUGAACGUCUCUGUGUCAGAAGCUUGUUGUAUGAUCUCUUCCUAUGUCCACAAUGCCUUGUUGACUUGGAUUUUAUUGUAAGUUGAAUAUUUUAUGUUCAAUAAAAUUUUUACAUUAAAAGGAA